Messenger RNA from Adineta ricciae, 1407 nucleotides. Lineage: Eukaryota; Metazoa; Rotifera; Eurotatoria; Adinetida; Adinetidae. The record is from the annotation of a GenBank genome assembly.
AUGGUGACCAAACUGUUCUUAAUACUCGAGCAAAUCUGUUCGAAGAGAACGAUGAUGAUGUCAAGUCAAACUGCUCCAUAUCAUGAGAAUAGAAAUGAAUAUCCGCUGUAUUAUGAAGAAAAGCGUUCAAGCAAACCGAGAGAAAUAUCGAAUCAGAAGAGACUGCAACGUGGGCACUACCAAGUGUUUACGAUCGCGCAUCGAGUAGUUGUCAUUAUAUACUCUCGAGAGUCAACGGACAGACAUCAUCAUCUAAUCCGAUUCUUCUUUCCACGUUCUUCACAAAUGUUCAUCUUAGAACGUAUUCGAACGAUAGCCAUCUUGUGCCUCUCGGUUUUCGGAUGUACAGGCAAUGUUCUAACAUUAAUCAUUGUUAAUCAACGAUUUUUUCGACGGACAACAUCCGCAGCGUUUAUUUCCGGUUUAUGCAUCGCCGAUUGUUGUGUCUUAUGUUUACAUAGUUUACAAAUUGUGGCCAAACUUCGUCCACAGGUGACAUCGUACGAUUGUAUAGUUUUCUAUUUCAUUGAUGUCUUCCGUCUCCUAUCGGUAUGGAUCGUAUGUUUUAUCAAUGUCGAACGUUGUUCUCUCGUUUUCAAUCCGUGUCGCAUGCCACGUUUAACUAGUCAAAUCAAAUCACGUCUCCUUGUCAUUUUAUUAUUUUGCAUGUCAUUGAUUAUUUUCAGUCAUUACACAUAUCACAUGCAGAUUGAAUAUGUUCGCGGUGCAAAUCAAACGGAACCUAGUCGAUCGUUUUGUGCGUUUAAAAAAGAUUUUCAUCGAUUGACUUGGGAAUCUAUACGAUCAGCAUUGACUUACUGGCUAAUUGUACCAGUGUGCAUCGUUUGUAACAUUAUCAUUAUCAGACGUCUCCAUCAGGCAUCGCGUAUUGAGCGUUCAUUAAGUCCAGAUACACGAACGAGAUUGGAUCUAUCGAGUAAACAACGACAAUUGACAGCUAUGCUUGUCGCAUCCUCACUUUGCUUCGUUGUCACAGCAACACCAUCAACAGUUCAUGCGAUUUAUCUGUUGAUUUCAAAGAAUUUCGGCAAUCAUCAAUAUGUUAUUCAUAUCUUUACAAAUAUUCUUCUGCAUUUUCAUCAUGCAUCCAACUUUCUCGUUUUUCUUUUCUCAUGUGCACGUUUUCGGAUUGAAUUAAUCGAACUGUUCCGCCGUUAUUUUUGUUAUAAAAUCUACUCAAAUUGGUAUAAACGUUCAACACAAAAUACUGAACAAGUUGUUUUCUAUUCGACUAAAAAUCAGCGAACACCAGUCAAAUUAUUAUCACAAAAAUCGAACCUUCAACGACGAACUCCUCCAAACAAUAUCGUUUUAUUAGGCACGAAUAAUUAUAAUAUACGCAGUACAAGAAGCUAUGGACAUCCUGUACAAGCACAUUACAGAUAA